This is a messenger RNA of Rhodotorula graminis WP1, 828 nucleotides long. RefSeq lists its product as uncharacterized. Gene Ontology annotation, cellular component: cytosol. The coding region runs from base 1 to 828 and encodes 275 amino acids. Gene Ontology annotation, molecular function: oxidoreductase activity. The record is from RefSeq and is a predicted model, not a curated record. The transcript is spliced from 8 exons. NCBI's taxonomy places the organism in Eukaryota, Fungi, Basidiomycota, Microbotryomycetes, Sporidiobolales, Sporidiobolaceae.
AUGGCUGGUGUCUUCAACCCAUCCCGCCUCGCCGGCAAGACCGUCCUCAUCACUGGCGCUUCCGGCGGCAUCGGCGCAGCAACCGCCAUCCUCUUUGCCCGCGCCGGCUCCAACCUCAUCCUCACCGCUCGCCGCCAAGCUCAACUCGACGAGGUCGCCGCAGCCGCAACCCAGGCUCACCGCGAGGGCGGCACGGGCAAGGGCGGCAAGUUUGUCACCCUCACCCUCGACAUGCAGGACCGCACCGCCAUCAAAGGCCUCCUCGACAGGAUCCCCGACGACCUUAAAAAGGUCGACGUCCUCGUCAACAACGCUGGCCUCGUCUACGGCAAGGAGGUCGUCGGCGAGAUCAACGAGGACGAGGUCGACACCAUGUUCAACACCAACGUUCUCGGCCUCAUCACGCUCACGCAGCUCUUCGUGCGCGAGUUCAAGGCGCGCAACAGCGGCCACGUCAUCAACCUCGGCUCGAUCGCUGGCAAGGAGCCGUACGCCGGUGGCUCGAUCUACACGGCGACCAAGCACGCCGUCGACGCGUUCAACGGCUCGCUCCUGCGCGAGCUCGUCGGGUGGAACAUCCGCGUGUCCCAGAUCUGCCCGGGCAUGGUCGAGACCGAGUUCUCGGUCACGCGCUUCCGAGGCGACCGCGACGCGGCGACGGCCGUGUACGACGGCCUGCAGCCCCUCGUCGCGGCGGACAUUGCCGAGGAGAUUGUUUGGGCCGCGAGCAGGCCCGAGCACGUCAACGUCGCCGACGUGCUCGUGUUCCCGACCGCACAGGCGAGCGCGACGAUCAACCACCGAGGGCCGCUGGGCCAGCAGAAGUAA